GCCCCUACGUCCGAACUCCGUUCAACGACGUCGGAUUGGCGCCAAAAUUCCCCCACUCUCGUUCAUUUUGGGGCCGCCCGCCUCGGCCUCUAGGGUUCGCUUUUCCUCCAUUGCCGCUUCGACGUCGCCUGCUUCGUCUGAAGUAGAGCUGUUCCCUUCGGAUCGGAAGUCACGGAUAUCUACCUACCGUGGAAUGGAGAGUUUCGAUGAAGAGGACGGUCUAGCCGUUCCCGUGGCCGAGAAGUCAUCCUCUCCCUUCCCCAAGCCAAAACUCAAGCGCCUUAAAAGGGCUACAUCUCCUUCGCUUCUGCGUCCAUUAGCGAACCCGGGGGUUUCCGAUGAUCCGACGAAGAUUUCAGCUGUUGCCUCGGAACCCGGUGAGAUUCGUACGGGUACCUCCUGUGAGAUGGAGGAGGGUUUAGGUGAGGAAACGGCGCAAGAGCUUGAUCCUUUGUUCGCGUAUGGGAGUGGUGAAGGGAUUUUGGGUGAUUCGUAUGUACAAGAGGUGGAUGUGAGUGAAGUUAGAGGCGGAAAGGGCGAAGAGGAAGGGGCUGUGGAGGAAUUAGUGAAGGAACAUAACGUGAAGAGGAGACUUAGAUUGGAAGAUGAAGGUGGAGAUCCGAAUACGAGGAGGAAGAAAAAAGGAAAGUCUAGGAAGCUCGAAGGCCCGGAUGAGAUUCCGAAGGAAUCUGUUCGGGAAAGAAAAAGGCUUGAGAAGGCAAGGAAGGCGGAGUUGGAGCUCCUACAUGCUGAAUCACAGAGGCUUCUGCGAGAAACCAGAGAUGCAGCGUUUAAGCCUGCGCAGCUCAUUCAGAAACCAAUAUCUUCAGUGUUAGAGAAGAUCCGUCUCCGGAAAUUAGAAAUAUUGAAAAGUUGUAACAUCCUUAGUUCGCUGCCUUCUGUUAUUGAAACUCAUUGUGCUACGGUGAUUGAUGGUAACUCAGACGCACUGAAGGGUCAAAGUGACAUAAAAGAGACUGAAGUGAAUGCAUGUGUGACCAUUGAUGUUGGCUCCGAAGGCACAUGUCAGAAUCUCAUUAAUGAUACACAGGUAGACAGAAGUGGUUCCCAGUUAAGUACUGGAGGUGAUAAGCUGUUCAAUUCUCAGGAAGCUAGCCCUCCUUCAUACCCAAGUACCUCUAGUUUAAAGAUUGAUGAUGGUGGCAAUGAUGAUGGUGUUGCCAGGUCCAGUGAUAAUGACAUUUCAUCGUCCGAAGAAGACAGUGACAAGGAAAACAUUGGUCCUAGGGCUUACAGUGUUGUGAACAAGGACUUAUCUCCUAAAGAUGACAUUGCAAAAGCUUUUCUUGAUGUUGAGGCUGAAGAAGAAGAUGAUAGCGAUUGUGAUUUGUUGAGGUUUCAAGAAAAUGAAGAGGAAAGUGAUACUGAUGAACAUGAAGAACUUGAUGACCUGAUUGCUACAGGUUAUAAGGAGGCACCAAUAGACCAAGAGAAACGCAAUGAACUUCAUCAAAAGUGGCUUGAGCAACAGGAUGCUGCUGAAACGGACAAUGUUAUCCAAAGGUUAAAAUCUGGUCGUCAAGGACUUGGAAAACCAGCUUUAAUUCAUGGUGAUCAUGAUAAUCACGAUGCGAGUGAUAAUGAUGAUGAUGAAGACAAUGAUAGUGAUGAUGAAGCCAAAUAUAAGAACCAUCCUAUAGAUACAUCUCGUCAAAGUUUGAAAAAGGCUAAGCAAAUGAUUUCUCACAUGUUUACUGAUGCUAACGAUGUUUACAUACCAUCAGAUGAUGAAGAGACAGAAAAGAAUCUCAUUCGUCAACAUAUUAAGCAUAGUGAAGAACCUUCCUUCAUAACUCCAGUGGAAGAUGAAAGUUCUCGAGAAUUUUUUAGUCUUAUAAAGAAGUUGAACAUAGCCCCAACUACUAAGAAGAGAGGAAAAGCUUCAGCACCUCUCUUUGAUUCUGUUGCUUUGUCCGGAAGCAGCAAUAGUUCUUCGAAGGUAACCUAUAAACCUAUAAAAAUUGCUGAUAAAGCUGAAAUGGAAAGUAUGUCUGCGAAGAAUUCCAUGAAUGACAAGCUCGGUUCAAAACUGAAAUCAUCUGUUAUUAAAAGAACGGUGCAAAGUAACUCAGAGAGUGGUUCUUCUCUUUUUAACAUUCUACGGCAAUCAUCUAUUCAUUUCGACAAAAAGUUGGAGAGCAAAAACUCUGUUAGCAGUCAUGUCCUUACUGAAAGUCAAGCUGCUUACAAAUUUUCUGCCUUCUUGAGGAGAAAUUCAAAGAUGGAUUCCAGAACUUGAUUCUCCUAUGCAGAAUGUUAAUCUAUUCUUUUGUUUUAUGUUCAAACAUGUUCUAUAAUUUAGUGCAAAAAAAUUAUCAAAAUUUAACUUUUAAAAGCAAUGAAUGAGUAAUAAUGCAAAAGAACCUUGCUUUUAACUUGCGUUGAAAGAUUACAUCAAGGAUCAGCUUUAAGCUCAUAUCUUUUUGCUUUGGUCAUGGAUGUUCUCCCUGGGCAUUUGCAAGAGGUUGUACUCUCGUGUAUGUUUUUGUU
Messenger RNA from Dendrobium catenatum, 2511 nucleotides. RefSeq lists its product as uncharacterized. The record is from RefSeq and is a predicted model, not a curated record. Bases 194 to 2260 code for a protein of 688 amino acids. NCBI's taxonomy places the organism in Eukaryota, Viridiplantae, Streptophyta, Magnoliopsida, Asparagales, Orchidaceae. The transcript has 10 exons.